AACAAAAACAAAAACAAAAAGGGAGACAUAGAAAAACAUCCGCAGAAGAUGAACAGUGGGUGUCUUAUCUUUUGCAUUUCACACCGCGAAAGUUAAAUUUAAAAAUUCCAAUUUUUUUUCUUUUCUGCUUCUUUCAAAUUUCAGAAUUUGAUCCUCAAAUUUUAGAAUGUGAUCUGCCGGAGUUGAGAACUCGAAUCCACAUAAACCAAUCCAGUCUCAGACGGUGUUCACAAAACCCUCUAACAUAACCAACAACUCAAAGAACGCUUUUACCAAAAAAGGCAACUCAAGGAAACCCAUAGAUCGAUGGCUACUGAGAAAUUUGGGAUCAUAAUUGAGAAGAAUCCACCCGAGUCCACACUAACCCAACUCGGUGUUCGUAGUUGGCCCAAGUGGGAACUUAUUCCUCCAAGCAAGUUUCCAUGGACUUUCAGUACAAAAGAGUCAUGUUAUCUGCUUGAGGGGAAAGUGAAAGUGUACCCUGAUGGAUCAGAUGAAGCCGUAGAGAUCGAAGCAGGUGACUUGGUUGUUUUCCCUAAAGGAUUGAGUUGCACCUGGGAUGUCUCUGUCACUGUUGAUAAACAUUACUACCAUUCCGAGUGAUUUGGUCUGUAGAUUGGCUAGUUCCAUUAAUUGGAUAAGGGCUUCACCAUCUUUGUAUGUUUUCUUUUGACAAAAACAAUCUUUGUACGUUGUUGAAAAGUUAGUUUCUAUGUCCUUUAUCAGUCUAUUAAUUGUUUUUGGGAA
Messenger RNA from Brassica napus (rape), 747 nucleotides. RefSeq lists its product as uncharacterized. The record is from RefSeq and is a predicted model, not a curated record. Bases 307 to 603 code for a protein of 98 amino acids. Lineage: Eukaryota; Viridiplantae; Streptophyta; Magnoliopsida; Brassicales; Brassicaceae. The transcript is spliced from 3 exons.